CGAUGUUCCAUUCAAAUUUCUGCCCUAUCAACUUUCGAUGGUAGGAUAGAGGCCUACCAUGGUGGUAACGGGUGACGGAGAAUUAGGGUUCGAUUCCGGAGAGGGAGCCUGAGAGAUGGCUACCACAUCCAAGGAAGGCAGCAGGCGMGUAAAUUACCCAAUCCUGACAUAGGGAGGUAGUGACAAUAAAUAACAAUACUGGGCUCUUUCGCGUCCGGUAAUUGGAAUGAGAACAGUUGUAAACUCCUUGAACGAGGAUCCAUUGGAGGGCAAGUCUGGUGCCAGCAGCCGCGGUAAUUCCAGUUCCAGUAGCGUAUAUUUAAGUUGUUGCAGUUAAAAAGCUCGUAGUUGGAUUUUGGGUGGGAGGGGUUGGUCCGCUCUUGCGGGCGUGUACCGGCCCUUUCGCCUUUCUUGCCGGGUAUGCGUUCCUUGCCUUUAUUGGCUGGGAUCCAGAGCCGGCGCUGUUACUUUGAAAAAAUUAGAGUGUUCAAAGCAGGCCUGUUCUGAACAUAUUAGCAUGGAAUAACGCGAUAGGACUCUGGUCCUAUUUCGUUGGUCUUCGGGAUUGGAGUAAUGAUUAAUAGAGACGGUUGGGGGCAUUCGUAUUCCAUUGUCAGAGGUGAAAUUCUUGGAUUUAUGGAURACGAACUUCUGCGAAAGCAUUUGCCAAGGASGUUCUCAUUAAUCAAGAACGAAAGUUGGGGGAUCGAAGACGAUCAGAUACCGUCCUAGUCUCAACCAUAAACGAUGCCGACUAGGGAUUGGCGGAUGUCUAUUGGAUGACUCUGCCAGCACCUUGUGAGAAAUCAAAGUUUACGGGUUCCGGGGGGAGUAUGGUCGCAACUUACAGGAAUUGACGGAAGGGCACCACCAGGCGUGGAGCCUGYGGCUUAAUUUGACUCAACACGGGAAAACUCACCAGGUCCAGACAUAGCAAGGAUUGACAGAUUGAGAGCUCUUUCUUGAUUCUAUGGGUGGUGGUGCAUGGCCGUUCUUUGUUGGUGGAGUGAUUUGUCUGGUUAAUUCCGUUAACGAACGAGACCUCAGCSUGCUAAAUAGCUACGCGGGGACCUUUCCUCGUGGCCAGCUUCUUAGAGGGACUGUUGGACGACUAGCGAACGGAAGUUUGAGGCAAUAACAGGUCUGUGAUGCCCUUAGAUGUUCUAGGCCGCAUGCGCUCUACACUGAUGAAUCCAACGAGUCGCUUGCCUGGGUCGAAAGGCCCGGGUAACCUUCUUAAGGUUCAUCGUGACGGGGAUAAAUUGUUGUAAUUAUCGAUGUUGAACGAGGAAUGCCUAGUAAGCGCGAGUCAUCAGCUCGCGCUGAUUACGUCCCUGCCCUUUGUACACACCGCCCAUUGCUCCUACCGAUUGAAAGGUCCGGUGAAGUGUCUGGAUUGCGGUGAUCUCGGCGGUUUGCCGCUGGGGGUGCUGUGAGAAGUUCAUUGAACCUUAUCAUUUAGAGGAAGGAGAAGUCGUAACAAGGUUUCCGUAGGUGAACCUGCGGAAGGAUCAUUUACACGUGAAUGGCCGAUCUUCGGGGUGUGGGACGCUGGCUUGCUCGCCCUUCCGCCGCCCCUUGCCCCCAUCCUCCCUGCAUCCGCUUUUCUGUUCCGUUUCAGCACCAUCUUGGGCUUAGUGCCCAGCUGGCGGCUGGCCCGGCGCAGAGGGGCACUUGGUGUAGGUCGAGGGUGGGAGGAGUGGACAGGGUCCGGGGCCUUGUGGCGUUGCUCCCCCUUCAUCCCGUCUCGCCUCCCCAGGUUGUUACCUCGGCCCAGCCCCACUCUCGACUUCUGGUCGGGAUGGCGGUUGGUCCGGGCACGGACAGCCCUGCGGGAGGGUCAGGGGCGGGAUGUCGGGUGGUGGCGGCGGCCCUCGGCCUGCGUACCCCCGCUCUGUCCCGUCUCAUCUUUGUCCAGACCUCCUUUCCAUCCCAGCCUCGACCUCGGCUUCGUGCGGAGCUUGUGGCUUGUUUGGGGAUCGAGGGUCGUGUCUUGAGAGGCAACCUCUGCAGCGGGUCGUGUGCAGGUUCCUUGGAAGGGGACCUCGAAGAGGGUGACAGCCUCGUCGACCGCCGGACCCUGCUGCGCAACGAGGUGUUGUCCAAGAGUCGGGUUGCUUGGGAAUGCAGCCCCAAUUGGGUG
This is a messenger RNA of Chara braunii, 2143 nucleotides long. NCBI's taxonomy places the organism in Eukaryota, Viridiplantae, Streptophyta, Charophyceae, Charales, Characeae. The record is from the annotation of a GenBank genome assembly.